Danio aesculapii is the source of this 1683-nucleotide messenger RNA. Its product is annotated as WD repeat, SAM and U-box domain-containing protein 1-like. The transcript has 12 exons. Gene Ontology annotation, molecular function: protein binding; ubiquitin-protein transferase activity. Gene Ontology annotation, biological process: protein ubiquitination. NCBI's taxonomy places the organism in Eukaryota, Metazoa, Chordata, Actinopteri, Cypriniformes, Danionidae. The coding region runs from base 136 to 1683 and encodes 515 amino acids. The record is from RefSeq and is a predicted model, not a curated record.
AUGUGCGUUUGUUUUUCCCUUCUGUAGUGAUGUUUUAGAAGAGAUUAUUUUGUUAAACUUGAUAUAUUUACUUGGUGUGUGUUUGUUUGUGUGUUUGACAGCACUUUCAUCUGCCAGCAGACAGAAGUGCUCGUCAUGGCAUCAUUGAUCUGCUCUCUACAGGACCAUGGUGAUGACGUGAACUGCUGUGCGCUCUCGGACCGCUUUCUGGCUUCUUGUUCAGAAGAUAAGAGCGUGCGCGUAUACUCGUGCGCGGACUUCUCGGAGCUGCGCUUCUCCCCGCUGCGCACGCACAUGUACGGCGUGCACUGCUGCUGCUUCAGUUCCUGCGGCCGCUUUCUGGCAUCCUGCUCCACGGACGCGCGCACCAUAAUAUGGAGCACGCGCACGGGUGCAGCAGUGGCGGAGCUGGAGCAUCCAGCGCGCGCUGCGGUUCGAGUGUGCGCGUUCUCUCCAGACGCUCGAUUUGUGCUGUCGGGCUCGUCUGACGGGACAGUAACGAUCUGGGAUGUGACGUCAAAAAAGAUGCAAAGGUGUGUUAAAGUGAGUGAAGGGACCGUCCUGACCUGCUGCUUCUCUCCGUGUGCUCAGAUGUUGAUGACGGGCUCCAGUGCUGGAGAUCUUCAGCUCUGGACGCUCAGUUUCAGCUCUUUAUGGACUCAGAGAGAAGCUUAUAAUCUGGGGGUGAACUGCAGCUGCUUCUGUCCGCACUUCAGCAUCGGUAAAACAACAGCGUUAAUCUUAUUAUCUUCACUUCCGGGUGGGGCAGUGGGUAGCGCUGUUGCUUCACAGCAAGAAGGUUGCUGGUUCGAGUCCCGGCUGGGCCAGAUGGCAUUUCUGACAGUGAUGUUUCGACUGGCCUCUGGUGGUCAGGAUAGCCGACUGAGGAUAUGGAUUAUUUCCCAGCAUGCAACAGCAGGCUGUGAGAUGUCUAUGCUGUUCUCUCUCUCUGCUCAAUCUGCUCCUGUUCUCGCUUGUGCUUUCUCAUUUGACGGACAGCUACUUGUCUCAGGGUCUGUUGAUAAAACAGUGGCAGUGUAUGAUGCGAAUCGUGGAGAACUUCUACACUCUCUGACGCAGCACAGCAGAUAUGUGACGGCGUGUGCAUUUUCUCCCUGCGGCCUGAUGUUUGCAUCUGGAUCUAUGGAUAAAACAGUGAAUAUCUGGAGGAUUGGAGAUGCUGAAGCCUCUGAAACAUUGAAAACCUCUGCCCAAGGGAGGAAGUCACAGGGUUACUCCAGAACGCUGGUCUGUGAUUGGUCAGAGGAAGAUGUGUGUGAGUGGCUCGGGGAUGAAGGAUUUGAGGCUCUGGUGGACACAUUUAGGGCCCAUGAUAUUGACGGGCCUGAACUCAUCACAUUAAACACAGAGACGCUGAGCAGCGAAUUUAACAUUGAGUCUGUGGGUCUCCGGGGUCGAGUCUUGAGGAAGAUUAAGGAUCUGAGGUCUUCACUGACGGACACUGACUGUCCAGAUGAGUUUAUCUGUCCAAUCACCAGAGAGCUGAUGAAGGAGCCGGUCAUCGCUGCAGAUGGAUAUUCCUAUGAGAGGGAGGCGAUCGAGAGCUGGAUCAACACUCCCAAUCGCUCCAGCCCGAUGACCAAUCUUCCCUUACAGACCACCAUACUGACGCUCAACAGAAGCCUGAAGAUGGCCAUACAGCGCUGGAAGUCCAGUCAGUGA